CUUCCACCGACGCGGGCGUCCGUCUCUCGCGGCAGCAGGCAGAAGGGCGCAGGCGGACACGAUGCUGAUGCCAUGGGAAAGGACGCUGGAGACGUCGAGGCCCGGCCUGAUGGACACCGUCCGCGGAAUCCUGCGGCAGCGACUGCAGCGCUGUCGGCAGCAGCUGCGGCCGGUGUCGGCAUCCCCAGCUGGCGAGGACCCCGCCAGCAAGCUACUGGCGCCAGAGGACUCGCCAGAGAACAAGCCGCGGCUGCUCACCGUGGAGGAGGCGCCCGAGCACAUGCGCUUCAACCCCUACAUACGUACCGGUUACCGGGACGUACUCUCGCCCGCCGCCUGCAUCGAAAGCGCGUUCUGGUGGACCAAUGAGACGAUCAACAUCUGGAGCCACGUGUUCGGCUGGAUGCUGCUGGGAGGUUUGGGCGCUCGCGUGCUGGUGGGCUACCGGGACAUCAUCCCCCCGUCACAGCUCGUCGUCUUCAUCGGCGUCAUCGUGUGUGCCCAGAUAACGAUGGCGCUGUCGACGCUGUACCACGUGUUCGUGUGCGCGUCACAGCGCUGCCACGAGCUCUUCCUCACGCUGGACAUGCUGGGCAUCAUCAUCUCGCUGCUCUCCAUGUUCCUGUCCGGAGUACAGUACGGUUUCUGGUGUCACGAGUGGUGGCGGCAUUUCUACACGGCGACGGUGGCUCUGAUGUUGGGCGUGGCGCUGGUGGCGCAGCUGCCGUGGCUGGGGGUGCCGCUGCUGGUGCGCCAGGGGGUGCUGCUGGCGUGGGCGGGCUACGGCAUGGUGCCAACCGUACACCUCGCCGCCAUGCACGGCGGCUGGGCCUCGCCUGUUGUCAAGAUAUUCCUACCAAGAAUCCUCGAACUCUAUGCGAUUGGUGGCACUGCAUUCUUGAUCUACUGCACCAAGAUCCCAGAACGUUGGUUUCCAGGUCGGCUGGACGUGGUGGGCUCUUCGCACCAGAUCUGGCACGCUCUGGUCGUGCUGGCGUUGUACCACUGGUACAACACUGGUGCCCUCUACGUCGUCUUCCGGAUGACGCACGGCUGCCCUGCCUACACGGGCAUGCUGUAGUCCCAGAACCAACAGCCGCUGGCCCUAUACCUGCUGCCCUUGUGCACUGACGCCUGUUUACUUCAUAGCGUCAACGGGUUUCCCAAGUCACGUGACACAGCUCUCCAUUCUCUCUUUCUUGAUGUACACAACCUGUUCACCUCUUCUCGUCUUAUAUCCCUGAAGUAUUCCGUAAAGUUUUGUAUCAUACAGGGAGUUACAAAAAGGUACGGCCAAGCUUUCAGGAAACAUUCCUCACACACAAAGAAAGAAAAUAUGUUAUGUGGACAUGUGUCCGGAAACGCUUACUUUCCAUGUUACAGCUCAUUUUAUUACUUCUCUUCAAAUCACAUUAAUCAUGGAAUGGAAACACACAGCAACAGAACGUACCAGCGUGACUUCAAACACUUUCUUACAGGAAAUGUUCAAAAUGUCCUCCGUUAGCGAGGAUACAUGCAUCCACCCUCAGUCGCAUGGACUCCCUGAUGCGUUGAUGCAGCCCUGGAGAAUGGCGUAUUGUAUCACAGCCGUCCACGAUACGAGCACGAAGGGUCUCUACAUUUGGUACCGGGGUUGCGUAGACAAGAGCUUUCAAAUGCCCCCAUAAAUGAAAGUCAAGAGGGUUGAGGUCGGGAGAGCGUGGAGGACAUGGAAUUGGUCCGCCUUUACCAAUCCAUCGGUCACCGAAUCUGUUGUUGAGAAGCGUACGAACACUUCGACUGAAAUGUGCAGGAGCUCCAUCGUGCAUGAACCACAUGUUGUGUCGUACUUGUAAAGGCACAUGUUCUAGCAGCACAGGUAGAGCAUCCCGUAUGAAAUCAUGAUAACGUGCUCCAUUGAGCGUAGGUGGAAGAACAUCAAGACAUCACCAACAAUGCCUCCCAAAACGUUCACAGAAAAUCUGUGUUGAUGACGUGAUUGCACAAUUGCGUGCGGAUUCUCGUCAGCCCACACAUGUUGAUUGCGAAAAUUUACAAUUUGAUCGCGUUGGAAUGAAGCCUCAUCCGUAAGGAGAACAUUUGCACUGAAAUGAGGAUUGACACAUUGUUGGAUGAACGAUUCCCAGAAGUGUACCCGUGGAGGCCAAUCAGCUGCUGAUAGUGCCUGCACACGCUAUACAUGGUACGGAAACAACUGGUUCUCCCGUAGCACUCUCCAUACAGUGACGUGGUCAACGUUAUCUUGUACAGCAGCAACUUCUCUGACGCUGACAUUACGGUUAUCGUCAACUGCACGAAGAAUUGCCUCGUCCAUUGCAGGUGUCCUCGUCGUUCUAGGUCUUCCCCAGUCGCGAGUCAUAGGCUGGAAUGUUCCGUGCUCCCUAAGACGCCGAUCAAUUGCUUCGAACGUCUUCCUGUCGGGACACCUUCGUUCUGGAAAUCUGUCUCGAUACAAACGUACCGCGCCAUGGCUAUUGCCCCGUGCUAAUCCAUACAUCAAAUGGGCAUCUGCCAACUCCGCAUUUGUAAACAUUGCACUGACUGCAAAACCACGUUCGUGAUGAACACUAACCUGUUGAUGCUACGUACUGAUGUGCUUGAUGCUAGUACUGUAGAGCAAUGAGUCGCAUGUCAACACAAGCACCGAAGUCAACAUUACCUUCCUUCAAUUGGGCCAACUGGCGGUGAAUCGAGGAAGUUCAGUACAUACUGACGAAACUAAAAUGAGCUCUAACGUGGAAAUUAAGCGUUUCCGGACACAUGUCCACAUAACAUCUUUUCUUUAUUUGUGUGUGAGGAAUGUUUCUUGAAAGUUUGGCCGUACCUUUUUGUAACACCCUGUAUAUUGCAGUUUCAUCUGUAACUGCCAUUAUAGUUAUUUAUUUUUGUUUCUCCUUCAGCGCCAUAAUGAAUACAGUCACUACGCUUUGUAACGUACCGUGCCAUAAUCACUAUCGUCAGGGCGUGAUAUUUUUAUGUAUUAUAUCAUAUUUCAUUAAUUUAUCGUCAACAUAUUUGUUGCCUUUGUACAGAUUUCAGAUUUUUCGAGCUGUCGUAUUACCCUUCAGUGUCAUGUCGUUAUUAACAAUUACAGUUUCGUUUACCUUUUCUAUUAUUCCCCUUAACACAUAACUC
This is a messenger RNA of Schistocerca serialis cubense, 3135 nucleotides long. Its product is annotated as progestin and adipoQ receptor family member 3-like. The record is from RefSeq and is a predicted model, not a curated record. The transcript has 8 exons. Gene Ontology annotation, molecular function: signaling receptor activity. Gene Ontology annotation, cellular component: membrane. Lineage: Eukaryota; Metazoa; Arthropoda; Insecta; Orthoptera; Acrididae. The coding region runs from base 62 to 1081 and encodes 339 amino acids.